AUGUUUACCAAGGACUUCACAGUCGCCGGGCUAGCAGCCCUAUCUUUGGUCGCUCAAUCCCAAGCAGGACCUACCUUAGGCACUUCUCAUCUUAAAGCAAGAGCUCUCUUGGGUACCUCUUUCGGUGUUCCUGGGCGCAACGCAACCUAUGAUUACGUUGUCGUUGGUGGUGGCAAUGCUGGUCUUACUAUCGCAAUGAGAUUGGCUGAGUCUAACUCUGGUACCGUAGCUGUCGUUGAGGCUGGAACUUUCUAUGAGAUCAGCAAUGGAAACAUUUCUCAAGUUCCUGCCACUGAUGGUGUCUUCGCUGGAAAAGGUGCCAGUGAUUGGCAACCUCAGAUCGAUUGGGGUUACCAAACCACCGCGCAAUCGGGAGCCUACAACACUUCUCUUCACUAUGCCCGUGGUAAGACCUUGGGUGGUUGCUCUGCUAGAAACUUCAUGGUCUACCAACGUGGUACAGCUGGAUCCAUGCAGAAGUGGGCCGACCAAGUCGGCGAUGAUGCCUACGAAUGGGAUAACUUCCUUCCUUACUUCCAGAAGUCUGUCAACUUCACCGCCCCUGACAUGAGCCUUCGAUCUGCCAACUCCACUCCCCAAUUCGUUGCUGCCGAAGCUGCAAAUGCUCCAGCUACUGGACCACUUUCAGUCACUUGGUCCCACUACGCCCAAGCCUUCGGUACCUGGGCCAUUGAAGGUCUUGCUCAGAUCGGCAUACCAGUUAUCCCUGGAUUUUUGGGCGGAUCUUUGAUCGGAUCUUCAUACCCUACUUUCACCUUGGAUGCUGAAAGAAUGACACGUGAAUCUUCUGAAACUUCUUUCCUCCGCGCUGGAAUGAAAUCACCUGACCUUAAGGUUUACACUCUCUCCAUGGCCAAGAAAAUUCUCUUCGACGACACCAAGACUGCAACUGGUGUUCUUGUCGAAACUGGUGGCUACCCAUUUACUUUGACCGCCAACAAGGAAGUUAUCUUGUCUGCUGGUGUUUUCGGAUCUCCACAAAUUCUCAUGGCGUCUGGUGUUGGACCUGCAGCUGAAUUGAGUGCCAUCGGUGUUGAUGUUAUCGCUGAUCGCCCAGGUGUCGGAAAAGGAAUGCAAGACCAUAUUUUCACUGGUAUCGCAUACCGUGUCAAUGCUCCUACCAUCUCGAAACUCGGAAACGAUCCCGCGUUCGCUGCUGAACAAGCUGCUCUAUACGAAAACACCCCGGCUUCUGGUAUGUACAGCAGCCCUAACACUGAUGUUCUCGGAUGGGAAAAGAUUCCAGAAAAGUACAGAAGCGAAUGGAGCAACGAGACUCAAACUGCUUUGGCUGCUUACCCUUCUGACUGGCCUGAGGUUGAGUACAUUGCCAUCUCCUCUUUCUUGGGCAACCAAGUCGUCUUGGGAUCUGACCCAAGUGAUGGAUACAACUAUGCCACAUUGUCUGUUGCCCUUGUUGCUCCUCGAUCCCGUGGAUCCCUCACCAUCACCUCCCCAGACACCAACGUCGCUCCAAUCAUCGACCCAGGCUUCUUGACCGAGCAAUCUGAUGUCGACAUCAUGGUAGCUGCCAUCAAGCGUAUCCGUGAAUUCUAUGCCACCGAUGCUCUUCAAAGCUUCGUCAUCGGUGAUGAGUACUUCCCAGGUUCUAACGUCUCUACCGAUGCUCAAAUCGAGUCCUUCGUCCGAACCAGUUUCAACACUAUCUGGCACGCAACAUCCACCUGCUCCAUGGGUCCGGUCAAUGAUACCAACACUGUCGUUGAUACUCAAGCCAGAGUUCUUGGUGUUUCCGGCCUCCGUGUUGUUGAUGCUGCCGCUUUCCCACUCCUUCCUCCUGGACAUCCUAUGUCCACAGUUUAUGCUUUCGCUGAGAAGAUUGCUUGCGACAUCAUCGGCUGUUAA
This is a messenger RNA of Sclerotinia sclerotiorum 1980 UF-70, 1887 nucleotides long. RefSeq lists its product as hypothetical. Gene Ontology annotation, molecular function: oxidoreductase activity, acting on CH-OH group of donors; flavin adenine dinucleotide binding. NCBI's taxonomy places the organism in Eukaryota, Fungi, Ascomycota, Leotiomycetes, Helotiales, Sclerotiniaceae. The transcript has 3 exons. Gene Ontology annotation, biological process: secondary metabolite biosynthetic process. The record is from RefSeq and is a predicted model, not a curated record. The coding region runs from base 1 to 1887 and encodes 628 amino acids.